CGCCCGUUGCAACAACUCAGCAACGACUCAAAAACAGCUGCAUUUAACGCGAUUUGAUUUGCGAUUUGUGUCCUUUCUUUUAUGAGAUGAUAUGCCGACUCUGCCUGGAGGAUGCUGAGCACGGGGUGCCCAUUUUCGGCCAGGAUGCGUCAACGGCGCAACCGGCCCUGCGCCAGCUGGCGGAGCUGAUCGAGCGACAUCUGCAGCUGGUGUUGGCGGCAAACGAUGCGGUGUCCACAUGCCUGUGUAACCGUUGCUGGAGGCAGCUGGCCGAGAUCGAGCACUUCUGCUCCAUGGUGGCAGACAAGCAGCGUUCGCUGCACCGCUCGCUGCAGCUCAAGACGGAACUGCCGGAGCUGCCUGAACUGGCGGAACCGGAGCCCGCCCUGGUCGUGUGGAACACGGAGUCGCCCAUCGAGCCGAAGCUCAGUUAUGAGGGCGACGACAUCAAGGAUCACAUUCUGUGCGAACCGGUCAUCGAUGCCUUGUCCGCCGGCGAUGAAAAGGACAGCGACUAUGGCGACACCUUUGAGCCGGACUUUGAGCCAGAAUUGCAGCCGGAGGACGAGCCAGAGCCGGAUCCGGUGAAACCACGCCCUAGAGGAAGGCCACGGAAAACGCCGCUGCAGCAGACGCAUCAGAUCAUCAAGAGGAAGUACGAGAAGCGCAAGCAGCAGAACAAGGUCAAGAUCACAGAGCUAUCUUUGAGGGAGUCUAGAGCCAGGUUAAGAGAGCUAAAACGCAGCAGUACUGGAGCAGAAGAGGAUCAGGAGGAGGACGACGAUGAGGAGGAGGAUGCAGAGACAGAAACGGCUCCAGAUGCUGACGAGCAGCCAAAGCCCCGUGGUAAACGCGGCCGGCCCAAGACCAAGAAACUGGUCACUGCCGACGAUAACGACGAUCCCUCGGAGGCGCCCGUCAAGCGCAGCAGCAUCAAGGAGAUGGACGACUAUAUAGCCGCCAAUGUUAAGCUGGACUGUGCCAUUUGCACCGCUCCGCUGGAGGAUUUCAACGAUCUCAAGCGCCACUUUCGUGUGGAGCACGACUGCACCGGCUAUGUGAAGUGCUGCAAUAAUCGAUACAAGAAGCGGACACUGUACGUCGACCAUCUGCACUGCCACAAGGAUCCGCAGUAUUUUAGCUGCCAGAGCUGCCGCAAGAACUUCCUCAAUCGUAACAGUCAGGUGAUGCACAUGCUGCGCUUCCACUCGCAGCAGCAGGAGCUGGUUCACCAGUGCGCCAUCUGCGAGGCGCGCUUCGCCAAGAAGUUCCUCCUGACCAUGCACCUCAAGGGGCACAAGGGAACCGAAAGGCCCGAGGUGUGCGACACCUGCGGCAAGACAUUCCGCACCAAGUUCGAGUUGAGCGCCCAUGUCAAACGGAUGCAUGCAGCGGACUUUACGCCAAUUAUUUGCGAUAUUUGCGGGACACACUUUAGGAGCAAAGCCAACUUCCUCAUCCACAAGAAGGCGCUGCAUCCGGACGGGCCCGUGGCGGAGGUGCAGUGUACCCUGUGCGGCCGCUGGCUGCGGGACGAGCGGAGCCUGCGCAAGCAUCUGGCACGCCACGAUGACCGCGACGGCGACACUAAGUACCGAUGCCUGCUCUGCAAUGCAGAGAAGUCAUCCCGUGCCGCACUCAGCAGCCACAUGCGGUACCAUCACUCCGCCAAGCGGCACAAGUGCAGUCUCUGCGAUAAGGAGUUCAAGCUGCCGCGGGCUUUAGCCGAGCACAUGGCUACACACACGGGCAUCGAUCUGUAUCAAUGCCAGUUCUGCACGCGCACCUUUAAGUCGCACGCCAACAUGCACAACCACAAGAAGAAGAUGCAUCCAAACGACUGGGUGCGGAAGUACUCACAGCCCAGUAGCAGCAUAACCUCCGCAGCAGCUCCAGCUGCUCAUGCUCCCACUCCUGCUGCAGUGGCUCCUGCUCCUGCGCCUUUAGUCGGACAUAUGCUGCCGCCGCUGGGAGGGAUUAACAAGUCCCUGAUUGAGAUACCCGAUCCCGAGGGCUUUGACUUUGUCAGCAACAGCUCCGUAUGCCCAACGCCCGACUGAAUCUGUGUAUGUCUGUCUCUGUGUACUUUGUGUAUCCAUUCCCUGGCUGGGAUUUAUGUAUAAAACCGUACAAAUAAAAUUGAGUAAUUACUGUA
This is a messenger RNA of Drosophila rhopaloa, 2155 nucleotides long. RefSeq names its product transcription factor grauzone. The transcript is spliced from 4 exons. Bases 87 to 2060 code for a protein of 657 amino acids. Gene Ontology annotation, biological process: regulation of transcription by RNA polymerase II. The record is from RefSeq and is a predicted model, not a curated record. Gene Ontology annotation, cellular component: nucleus. Gene Ontology annotation, molecular function: zinc ion binding; RNA polymerase II transcription regulatory region sequence-specific DNA binding; DNA-binding transcription factor activity, RNA polymerase II-specific. Lineage: Eukaryota; Metazoa; Arthropoda; Insecta; Diptera; Drosophilidae.